UGCUUCACAGUGAUGGCAACUCAGGUGGAUGAAUUUACUCUUGAAUCUGUGAGGGAUUAUAUGAUAUCCCGGGGUGGUAGAGUGACGAAUCAUGAAUUGGUAAAACAUUUUAAAGUCUACUUGACAAAUCCUUCAUGUAAAGAAAUUGCCAGGAACAAGUUUAAGCAAUAUGUCAACACACUUGCUAAUAUCAGCCAAGAGGGAGGAGAAAAGUAUUUAGUUCUCAAACGGAAAUACAGAGUAGGCACUCCACUUUCUGAAUCUGAAUACCUUAGCCCCAACAGUUCACCUUCACCAUCCCACUUUAGCAGUCCCAACCAGUUCAAUAUUUAUGGUUCACCGCAACACAGUGCAGCUUACAGCCCUCAACCCUGCAGCCCCAUGACACUACCUGCACCUCCAAUUCCUUCUAGAGCAACUCCUCCUUACCGGGCUCCUCCUCCUUAUAGACCUCCUCCAGUGGCAGCUCCAACACACCAGGGCUAUUCAUCUCCAGAGGACCCAAAAUAUGGCGACAGAAGAUAUGAUCCUCCGCCUCAACAUUUUAAUGGACGUCAUCAAGGAACUGGUGAGCCAAGGUAUGCAGGGGAACCUCCUGUGUACCCGCCGGGAGAAGCACGUUACCCUCCUGUAAGUGAAACAAGGUUUCCCUCUCAAUCUGAACCACAUUUCAAUGAGGUCAGAUAUCCUUAUGAUGAGCCUGCUGAUCUAGGCAUCCCUCCAGCACCGCAGAUCCGCCCUUCUACUUCUAUGUCAACUUCAUCAAGUGGUUUAUCCUCAUAUGGGGGAUCCUCAGGCCCACAACCCUCUCCAUAUGUAGGGUAUAACAACCCUCCACCCUUGGCAACUUUAUCAGCAUCCCGUCCAAAAACUCUUCCUGUUCACCAAAUAUCAUCCGUUUCUUCUACUUCUGAAGAUGGUGACUCCGUGUCAGUAUCUGCUACAACAACUGUGUCAUCUGCCUCAACGCCUUCAUCUGAUGAUCCCCCACCUCCUGUACCACCAAGAAAACGAUCAGGAGACAACAAAGAAAAUCAAAGACCCUCCCCAGAGGGUGAAGAAGAUGAAAAAAAUGUCAUGGGUGACGAAGGCGGCGAAGACGGUGAUGACGCUGCAGACAGGGGAAGCGCCGGAGGCAGUAGUGGUAGUGGAGACCGACCCGAGGAGGAGCGCAAGAUCUCGGUUUCGGUGAAGGAGGCGACGCAGAAAUUCAACCGUAUGGCCUCGGAGUCACAGUUGCUCUCCUCCUCCCGCGCCUCCUCCAAGAGCAACAGGAGCUCCAGGAGCGACAGGGAUGACGACGACUCCACGUCUAUACUCUCGUUUGGCGCGGACGGGCAGGAGUGGAUGGUGGCGGCUGCCAAGAGUGACUUCAACGAGAUCCUGAGACUUCUCAAGAUUCACCCGACCCUCGCCAGAUACAAGAACACAGUUACCAUGAACUUAGGUGAUGUAGAUGUGUCCGGUGUCGCGUGUCCGUCUCUGUGUUUCGAGACGUAA
This is a messenger RNA of Homarus americanus (American lobster), 1500 nucleotides long. Its product is annotated as pollen-specific leucine-rich repeat extensin-like protein 2. Bases 13 to 1500 code for a protein of 495 amino acids. NCBI's taxonomy places the organism in Eukaryota, Metazoa, Arthropoda, Malacostraca, Decapoda, Nephropidae. The record is from RefSeq and is a predicted model, not a curated record. The transcript has 6 exons.